CUGGUGAGCGCGGUUUAUACGCGGAGGUCUUUGGUAAAGGAAACUCGUCCGAUACGGUCGCCGCGAACUGGCUCUCCCGCUACCAACGCGAUCAGUCGACUGCUAUGCGUGAUAUGGUCAACUUGAUGCUUAGGUGCACCGGAACCGACUUGGAGAUCGACACAUCCGAAGUCGAAGAUGUUGACAAUGCACCAAUGCGCAUUGAUGAUUUGCAGACUCAAUAUCACCAACUUGGAAUUUCGGAGUAUCCUCUGAUAUCUAAAGCCAAGAAGUUCAGGGCAUUCCAGCCGGUGUUGGAAGAGUUUUUCGCCGCUCUGGUCCAGACAUUGCACCAUUCGUCGGUUCUAUACAGCGAUGAGAACCUAUUCGAGAACAUUCAAAUUUGGAUUUCUGCUCUGUCCACGUCCUCAUGCCGGCCCUUCAGACACACAUCGACCGUUAUUUCCCUUGCAAUCAUGAACACCUUGUGCGAUGUUGCCCGCGAGACUAUGACUAGCGUCUCGACUUCGCGCAAACAGGUCGAGAGUGAAAAGAAGAAGAAGUCAGUGAACCAAGGUCGGGUUGACGCCAUCCAGACGUCCGUCGAAGAGGGUGAGAAGAAACUCGAGAUGGUUGACGAGUUCCUCAAGGACGGCGUUAACAUUGUCUUCGUCCAUCGUUACCGGGAUAUCGACCCGCGCAUCCGUUGCGAAUGCAUGUCAGCCUUGGGACAGUGGAUACGCAACUACAGAGAAUAUUUCUUUGAGGGCCAAUUCCUGCGAUACUUGGGCUGGAUUCUAUCUGACCCAGUUGCGCAGACGCGUGCCGUGGUCGUGGAGCAGUUGCGGACUCUUUACGAAAAUAAAGACAAUAUUGCUGGUCUGCGUUCGUUUACGGAACGCUUCCGCCAGCGCAUGGUGGAGAUGGCGGCACAGGAUGCGGAUGUCGUGGUGCGCGCAUCAGCAGUGGAACUGCUUGAUCUCAUUCGGGACGCCGGUCUGAUUGAGCCUGGUGAUGUUGAUGUCGUGGGUAGACUUGUAUUUGACGCAGAACCGCGAGUUCGGAAGGCAGCUGGUCGUUUCUUCGUCGCGAAUGUCCAUGAUGUGUUCGAUUCCACCACCGAAGAACUUGGCGACGAAAUUAAUGAGUUGUUUGGUGAUGAAGAUGAAGAUGAUUUUGCAUCCCCGAAACGCUCAUGGGUCAAGUUCAAGUGCUUGGUCGAUAUGCUUCAAAGCUACGAUAGCCAGGAGAACGACCAGAAGCCGGAUCGGCUUGUAGUAACAUCACGAGACGCAUUAUCAGGUACCUCGAUAGAUUCGCGCUCUGUGCUCGCAACCGAAGCCAUCUAUCCUCACCUGGAAGAGCUGGCUCAGUGGCAGUCUUUGGCCGGUUACCUUCUCUACGACCACUCGCAGAUCGCAGAGGCAACGGACGAUGACGCUGCUGGCACAGUACGAAGCCUGUACAAGAUGGAGGAAGGGCAGGAGGUGAUCCUGCUGGAGGUUCUAUGCUGCGUGGUCAAACUCCGGGUCGUUGACGUCUCCAAGUCCGAUAUCGACAAGAGAGGACGGAAGGUCAAGGCGCUGACUGAGAAGAUACCCGAGUUGCAAGAGGAGAUUGCACACAACCUUGCGCAGAUCAUUCCGCAGCUUCUGAACAAAUUCGGUUCAGUGCCAGAGGCUGCUUCAGCUGUUUUGCGACUAGAGCACCUCGUUGAUCUCGACAAGAUCCAGGACCUGCAAAAGGACGCUACUGCCUACACCGCUUUACUGAAUGAUAUCAACAAGCAGUUCCUCACACAUUCAGACCAAGAUGUCCUGACCGAAGCCAGCGUUGCGUUCUUGCAUGCGAAAAGCUCCGAUGACAUGAAGGAAGCGCUGGAGAGCAAGGUCCAGGAGCUGUGGGACGAUAUUAUUGAUGCACUUAGUACCCUAUCCCAGAACGAAGAAGUUCAAGAUGAAAGUUCUCUUCCAUCUGGUACUCUCACUGAACUCAUCAACACAGUCACCAGAGUCUCGAAUCUUGCCAGCGUAACUGAUUGCACGCAAAUACUGGAAACAGCACCAUCUUCUCGUUCUAAGGGCAAGAAGAAAUCUACCCUGGAGGCACCUUUCAACACCCUCAUCCACCUUGCUAAGCGUGGUCUCCGCGGCCAAGAGGAAGACGAGGACGCUGCAAAGGCUGAGACUGAGUUGGUAAUCAACAGCAUCCGCACCCUACUGUUCUUCUUCAUGUGGAAGGUGCAGUCAUUAGCAACCGCCUUGAACGCCGGGAAAGUAUCAUUUACAACAGCCUACUUCGAAGCCCUGGCAAAGAGCCGCGAAGUAUUCGCCGAAACCCUCGUCUCCAUCAUGCAGAAGCGCACGAGCCUAGACGACAUCCGCUUCACAGCAACCACAAGCCUCCUCGACCUCCAAACCCUCUUCGGCACCCUCCGCCAUGCCGGCCAAACCGCCGAAAACGACGAAGACACCCUCACCCAAACCCAAGGCCUCGUCCACGAAAUCAACACCGACACCCAAAAACUCAUCGCCAAGAUCCACGGGAUAGCAGAACGCACCUACGCCAAGAAAAUCCGCAAACCCCUCGAACCCGCCGAAGACGACCUGCCGACCUCAGACGAAGACGUCGAGAAGGAGCCUUCCGACGACGAGGAGAACGAGUCCAACGCUGAUGAAGAUGAAGAAUCGGUGGACAGUGAGCGUCUGCGGUCGACUAUCCUUGCUGAACAGCGUCUGUGCGAGUUGACCGGCAAGAUCGUCCUGGCGAUUAUUGGCCGCGUUAUUGAUGCGUCGGGGUCGCAGCAGGGACAGUUGAAGAAGAAAUUGGUGCAGCAUAAGUCCCGGCUGGGCCCUAAUUACCGUGAAGUCCUGUCGUUCCUUGGUGAGCGUAAGCCAAGGGGUGGUGCUGGGUCUCGGAAUUCGAAGAGCAAGAAGACUGCCGGAACCAAGAACGGGAACGCGGGUUCGAACGAGCAGAAAUCCGCUGAACGGAUAGAAGAUGACGAGGAAGAUGAGGAAGACGGUGCUGCUGGACGUAAUGAGAUGGAGGAGGACGAGGAGGAAGAUCUGCGGGCAAAAGAGCUCGUUGAAGAUGAAAAUGCAGACCAAGAAAACGGUGACGAGGAUGACAACAAUACCGCUGCUCCUGAUCCAGAUGAGGAUGAGGUUAUGGGUGAUUGAUUGGAGUUGGAGUAAGACAGAACACUUGAUGCCUUUCUUUUCCCCUUUCUCGUUUAAGGGCGGUCUUUCUUUUCGAUCAAAACAUUCUCCCCAACUGGACUAUCAG
This is a messenger RNA of Aspergillus glaucus CBS 516.65, 3267 nucleotides long. Its product is annotated as cohesin subunit IRR1. Lineage: Eukaryota; Fungi; Ascomycota; Eurotiomycetes; Eurotiales; Aspergillaceae. Gene Ontology annotation, molecular function: chromatin binding. Gene Ontology annotation, biological process: sister chromatid cohesion. Gene Ontology annotation, cellular component: nucleus; cohesin complex; chromatin. The coding region runs from base 105 to 3161 and encodes 1018 amino acids. The record is from RefSeq and is a predicted model, not a curated record. The transcript is spliced from 3 exons.